Molecule: messenger RNA, 393 nt
Organism: Fomitopsis serialis
Lineage: Eukaryota; Fungi; Basidiomycota; Agaricomycetes; Polyporales; Fomitopsidaceae
Exons: 1
Source: RefSeq, a predicted model, not a curated record
GGCAUACCGACAUUAUACAUAAGACACACAGUGUCUGACUUCAUGUGGAAACUGAUGCAUGGUGCCCUGUGCUGCGGAAAACUCUGGGCAAAGAUACCAGGAUACGAAGACCGAUCCAAAUGCCCUCACUGCAAAACAAUGGAAUCAAUAGACCACAUCCUCUCCAAUUGUGGAGCGAUAGGCCAAAACAUUGUAUGGAGCACAACCAAGAACUUUUGGAAAAGGAAAGACUUACCCUGGCCUGAGGAACUAACACUCCUGGAUGUCCUGGGAGCAGGACUGAAGACCUGGACAAACCCCAACUCUACAACUCCCAGACACGGAGCCACAAGGUUAUGGCACAUCUUGAUCCUGGAAGCAGCCUUCCUCAUCUGGAAAUUACGCUGCAAAUGA